Messenger RNA from Drosophila nasuta, 3386 nucleotides. RefSeq names its product missing minor mitochondria (gene mmm). The record is from RefSeq and is a predicted model, not a curated record. Gene Ontology annotation, molecular function: dynein heavy chain binding; dynein light chain binding. The coding region runs from base 1 to 3348 and encodes 1115 amino acids. Gene Ontology annotation, cellular component: inner dynein arm. Gene Ontology annotation, biological process: cilium movement involved in cell motility; inner dynein arm assembly. NCBI's taxonomy places the organism in Eukaryota, Metazoa, Arthropoda, Insecta, Diptera, Drosophilidae. The transcript is spliced from 7 exons.
AUGGAUGAGUUCACUGAGAAUGCGGGCGACCUUGAACUGGGCCUCGAGCCGGGCAGCAUUCAGAAGCGUCGUCCAUAUCUCAAGAAGUUCAUGCAGCCCGACUCCGAUGAGGAUGUGCCGGAUAUGCAGAAGCUCUACAAUGUGCAGGAAUCGUGGCGCACGCUGCUUGCUUUGCCCACCUGCCAAAAAGUGAUGGUCACUGAAGCUGUGCAGAAAACCCUCAAGAUCCAAGUAGGGCUCAAUGUCACUCAGGAAUUUCCCUGGAAGCAGCUGCAGUACAAGGAACUGCGCGAUGUACUCUUCGAAGAGCUCGAGAAUUCCGCCGAUCUAGUGAAGUUGUUCAAGGGUUUCAAUCCCGAAAACUAUGUGCUCAUGGGCUAUUGCCCCACACUCACCGAGUCCGACGAGGAUCCGCCCGAGGGUGAUCCCUUCAUCUUCUACGUGAGCAGUCGCGACACCAAACUCGCGAUGGGUAUCAUCCAGAACAUGGAAGCCUUCGAACGUUGGCGCAUGCAGCGACGUCUGCGCAAGAAGCCACGCAGCUGGGUCAGCAUGGGCACCGAGCACGAAAUGACCAUUCUAGUGGAGCACAUACGUGAAGCACCAGUCGAUGUGGAGAUUCAGAGUGUAUAUCCCAUUCAGCAGCCCAAGCACAUUACAUUCCAACGACGCUUGGCUCGCGAUGUUCGAGAUGGAGUCAUCGAGCUGCUGCCCAAUGAAAACGUCAAGUACGAUAACAUCAUCAGACGUCGCAUUGCGGUUGGGGUGCAAGUGGCUCCGGCUCGCAUCAGCCAGGAGCAGCAGACUAAUCCCACAUUUCCCUCGAACGCCUGGUCUCAGUAUCUCUACGAGCUGGACGAUGCAGACCUCGAACUUGAUGAAUCUGAAGUAGAGGAGGAGCAGGCGGGAGCCGUUCGCAGCAGACCCGUCACACCUGUUGUGGAGGCUCCCAAGCCACCGCCCGAGAUGUCCGAUCAGGUAAAUCUGCUGCUGGAGACUCUCGACUUCAAUCAAAUCGACAGCUAUCGCAAUGACUAUCAGCUGAUAUCGACCAAGCAGGUGGUGCACUACUCCAAUCCGUAUCUGCAGGAGUUUAUGUGCUUUGCCAACAUCUCGAAGAGCGACAAACGCUAUGUGGCCAGUAUCGAUUGGUAUCCUUCAAUGUCUGGCCUGCUGGCCGUCUCCUAUGGCUUCAGUACUCCCAGCACCACGGAUCUGGCCACAAACAAUGUAAACUUUGUGCAGCGUGCGGUGCUCGAACCGAAUCCUGUGCUGCUCUGGAGCUUCUCCGACAAUUUGAAUUAUAAACUGGAGUUUGAAGCGCCUUUUGAGGUGACCAAACUGUCGUUUUGUCCUUUUAAUGGCGAUAUCUUGCUGGGCGGCUGUCAGAAUGGUUUACUGAUUGUCUGGGAUCUGCAGGGACGUUGCGAACACCUCGAUGAGGAGGAGUUCCUAACCCCAGAGCAAGCCAAGUAUCGUGCCAUGAUUGGUGAGUAUCUCAACUGGACGCUGGACAUCAACGAGGAUGUUGUUGUACCCCCAGCAAUUAUAUCACCGCUGGAGAGUUCACCUACGGGAGCGAUCACUGGCAUCUAUUGGCUGAGCAAGCACUUUUAUUUGAAUAACUUUGGCAAAGUAUUCACCGAUCCCGAUAAGCGCAAUCAUCACAAAUUCUUCAUUACUUGCGCCUUUGAUGGCACCGUCAGUUUCUGGAAUCUUGAUGGAGAAGUCUCCAAGAAGGAGCAACAGCAACGUGCCAAAAACUUGCCCAAGGAGCUUACACAAAACGAAUCUGCGAUGAAGAACAAAACAAUCAAACCCAUUUAUAGUUUGUCCUACAACGAACCUUUGACUGGCAUCGUAGCCGACACUUCAGUGUUCUCCGUUCAAACGCCUUCUCCCAAGGUCAUUUACUCCUCGCCUGCCAAUUAUCCCAUCAAUGUAGUGGCCAAAAAUCCGCCCGAGUUGCGUCAAUCGCUCAUUCUCUCCACCUACUACGGUCACAUUGUGCGCGUCGAGUGGCAGGGAAUGUACAGUGAAGCAGGUGCCAAGGAGCAGGUGAACAGCUCCAUCAACUUUGCCAUGGUCCACGAUGGUCCUGUUGUGGCGGUCAGCAAGAAUCCCUUUUAUCCGGAGUUGUUUGCUUCCAUUGGUCGCACUGUGUUUGCUCUGUGGAAGGAGGAUUAUCCUCACUCGGCCAUCAUUUGGCGCAAGCGUCCUUGCGAUCUCACUGCUGUUGCUUGGAGUGAAACGCGGCCAGCUGUCUUGUACAUUACUCGCAAUGAUGGCAUUUUGGAAGCGUGGGAUAUUUUGGAUCGCGAUGAUGACGCUGUGUUGACCGAAGUGCUGGGAGGCGGCAUCAUCACAGCAGUAACAGAGCAUCGUCCUUCACUUCCGCACAAGAUUCUCGGCAUUGGUGACUACAACAGCAGCAUUCGCAUGGUGAAGCUGCCCCACAGCUUCGAUGUACCGCUAGACAACGAAUUGGCCAAAUUGAUGAAAUAUGUACUGAGGCAAAUCAGCCGCAAGAUGAGCAUUCAGGCCUGGGAGCAAAAGUAUUACGAAUUGAACAAGGACAUCAUUGAAGCAAAACGUGAGGCAGAGGAAGAAGCACGCAAGGAAUUGGAGCGUUUGGAGCGAGAGCAGCAGAAUCCCAGAAAGCGUGCGUCAGAGAAUGAUGAGGAAGGCGGCACCAAAGGUGCCAAAGGAGGCCUCGGCAAUGUGCCGUACAACGAACGUAUGGCCAAAAAGUUUGAUGAACUGAAUCUGAACCGCAUGAUGACCAUUUUAAUGUCUCGCAAGCAAAUGGAUCCCGAGAAACUGGCACGUGAAACGGCGCUAGAAAAGGAACGACUUAGCUAUGAGACCGCCAAGAAGGAAUCGUACGCUCGGCUCCUGGAAACCGUCGAUGAGGAUGUUGCCACCAUACGCUCUCGCAUUCUGCCCGUCGAGAUUUCCGAUCAACAACGCAGCGAAAUGAUUGCAGAGCGGGUGAAGAAUGUAAUCGCCAAUUCCGAGUCCUAUGAGAGCAUCAGCGAAGAUGCUUUUGAGCGUCUGAAGAACUUUCCCGAACUCAAGUCGGUGGAUUACAUUGAGCUACUCGAACGUGGCAUUCAACGUCGCCAGCUUCUCGAUCAAUCGCUGGGCGGCAACACUGAUCGUCUUUUGUGGUAUAAGGAGAAGCUGCGCGAUAAUCAAAUCUUUGAGUGCGACUUUGGCACCGAUCUGCUCUACAAUCGACGCCCCUUAGGCCCGUUUCCGAAGGCAACUUCCGAGGAGGAAUUGCGCCCCGCAUCUGAAUCGCAGAGUAGGGUUGAGAAAAUUGCUUCUGUUAUUGAUGAGGAUUAAUUAUAAUUUGAUUUGUUUAUGAAGAACUAUAAAAAUGA